Messenger RNA from Arachis ipaensis, 1707 nucleotides. NCBI's taxonomy places the organism in Eukaryota, Viridiplantae, Streptophyta, Magnoliopsida, Fabales, Fabaceae. The record is from RefSeq and is a predicted model, not a curated record.
UAAUGUGUACAUGAUAUGGUUGGUAGAGACAGAGAUCGCGGUCGUGGUCGUUGCCGUGGCCGAGGCCGAAAGGGGAGGCCUAGGCUUUCUACUGGUCAACCCCUUGACUUGCAUGCGGAUCCAUACUCUCUCGUUGGGUCAUCAUCCGACAUGACUGCUCCGACCAAUGGGAGACCGCCACCUAUUGCUACUACUACCCCCUCCCGUCAGGAGCCUCAGAUACACAUUAUGCCUACUCCGGGUGUGCCAAGAUCAUGCACUCAACAAGCCAAUGAACCUUCCAACAUUGCCUCACAUGGUGUGAAGAGUGAUCCAGCUGUUGUAGUUCCCAGUCGAGCAGGAUCUUGUGGGGAAAGACAAACCACAUCUAAUAGUACUCAAGAUGCUCAGGGUCAAGGAACAUCCACUGCCACUGGUCACUCCAGCAUAAGUGCUCCGAAGCUCAGAUAUGAUCGUGCCAAAUGUUGGCACCCACCUAAGCCUAGAUUGAAGCAUAUUUCUCAGGUUUUUAGGAAAAACUACAACAAGCAUUGGCUGAGUUUUGAUGAGGCAGAUUAUGAUACUCGAAAAAUAUGGUGGACUGAGUGGAGGAAAUGCUUUGACAUUAUUGAUACGGAGGAGGAUGAUAUCUAUCAAGCUUGGAGGUUUAGGGAUGCCAAGCGCUUGUGAGGUAUGCUCCAUGCCAUUCGCAAAAAAGGUGCCCGUCCAUAUUGGAUCCCACCAGAAGUUCUUGGUGAAUUGAUGAGACGUUGGUACACUGAUGCCUAUAGACAAUUACAGGCGAGAAAUACAACUGCUAGGAAAUCGACUCGAGGUACUUCCCUUCACACUGCAGGAGGCACCACCUUUCCAGAAGCGAGAUUACGCUUGAAUCAUUCGCUUGGAAGACCAUCACGUAUGGAUGAGUUUUUUGAGCACACUCAUACUCGCAAAGAGGAUAGGACUCAAUGGGUUGAUGAACACUCCCAAAAGACAAAGGAUAUAUUUCAAGAGCGUAUGUUUCAGGCUGAGCAAGAGCGGCAGGCUGCUAUAGAGGCUGGUGUAACUAAUCCACCGGCUGUCUCUGAGUAAAGCAUAUGGAUUGAGAUAGUGGGUGGAAAACGAAGAGGUAGGGUAUAUGGUAUGGGUGAGGUAAGGGACUCUUCCAUGGUGUGGCCUCGAGUUGAUGGGCCAACCACGACCACCAGCGCUGAUGUUUUGGAUCUUAGAGAACGAAUCAUAAUACUCAAUAGGGAAGUUGAAAAACAUGCCGCUAAAUAUAGAGAGCUUGAAAAUCGCUACCAAAGGGAGAAAAGAGAGUGGCAACAAACAGUUGAAUCCUUGCGUGAGGAUCUCAACACCAGUAACUCACAGAUGGAUCAGUUUAGUCAUCAAUUGAGCAGCUUGACUGAGUAUGUGAGGGCCACGGGUCCUAGUAGUUCUGGAUCACGUAUUCCCCCACCUCCUCCUUUUAUUUUUUCAAGCUCUUAGAAAAGCACAGCUCUAGCCGCAGUCCCAACCCCAGCCUCAGGUAGAAAACUCCCACCUAUUCUGCAGCGACCAGGACAACCACAGAGUUCUCAAAGGGAGGAUGAUUCUGACGAUUUUGAUGACUCGGAUGAUUAUUUAGACGAGUAUGAGUAGGUUAUUUAAUUACUUUACUUGGAAUAUUUUGUAUUAUUAGUAGAUUGCAAUUUAAACGAAUAUAAGUCUAAGUUUAGUUAUUUA